AUGUCCCAAGGCACCCUGGAGUCCCGUAUCAGUGCAGCUGCUGCACGCAAUGAUGAGCUACUUUCCACGCUGUCGUCGACCGAUGGCGCUACCACAGCUGUGCGCCAUCAGACACAGCUGAUCGCUGACUUGGAAGCCGAGCUCGCCGAAUUGAAUCGUAAUAUCAACACGUUGACGAAGAAGCGAGAGAGCGAGCUCAAAGAUCACAACAAGUAUCAACACUCAUUCUUCCGGAAACAUGCGCAUACAGUCUUUGGGAAGAAGGAAAAGUUCAUCGCCACGGCUGAGAAGGAAGAGAAAGAGUACUUUGAAGCAUUGAGAGAGGAGACGUUGGCAAAGGAGCAAAAGGAUGGGUUGAUCAAGCAGAUAGAGGAUCUCCAGAGGGUCCUAAAGGAGGAACUAGAGCCCGUGGCGAAACGACAUGAAGAGGCUCAGAAGGCUCUCGAUGAACUAUACGAUCAACUAUUUGACGGACCGACCCCUUCAUUCCCCGAGGAGGACGCUUUGGAGCAAAAGGCUUCGACGACUCUCGAUGCGUACACUGGGAUUAGGGAUCGUCUCCUCGGAGAAGACGCUGCGAGGCAGAAACUUGACGAAGCGGGCAAGGCCAUGGGUCAGGCUUUGAGGAAUAUCGAGGAUGCUUUGGACGCCUCGACUUGGGAUACAUGGGGAGGCGGCACUUGGGCUGAUAUGAUGGAGAGAGAUAGUCUGGCCCAGACACAAGGCUAUGUCUCUAAAGUCCAUCAAUGUGUGGCAAUGGCUAUCCGUACGAGUCCCGAAGUCACGCCGCUGCCUAACAUGACGAUCACCUCGGGACAUGUCAUGAGCGAUAUGGUCUUCGACUCCAUCUUCACAGACUUGGCUCAACAUGACAGAAUUGAAAACUCAAAGGUCGAGCUCCGACGCGGUGCAGUCCAUCUUGAAGCUCAGAUCAAGGCCUCGCAGAGCAGAGUGGAAGGUCUCAAAGCGGAUCUGGCCAGAGCAGGAGAGGAGCUGGGAAAAGCGAGAAAGGAACUGCAAGAAUGCAGGAUGAGAAGCUUCCAAGUGGUUCUGAAGGGUGGGCAGCUGCCGGCAUACACAGCGUGA
This is a messenger RNA of Kockovaella imperatae, 1086 nucleotides long. RefSeq lists its product as hypothetical. The transcript has a single exon. The coding region runs from base 1 to 1086 and encodes 361 amino acids. The record is from RefSeq and is a predicted model, not a curated record. Lineage: Eukaryota; Fungi; Basidiomycota; Tremellomycetes; Tremellales; Cuniculitremaceae.